CCAGGGGGACCUCCGUUGUAGGUCCGUAGUGGAGUCCGCUUUCUCUCGGUCGUUCUCCUUCCAUGUCCAAGAUGGCAACACUGAGUGUAAACAAAAUCGGGUCUGGCUCUGGGAUGGAUGCCGGGAACAGACACAGCCGAAGUUCGGCGGGGCCUGUUGUGAAGGUUUUGGAAUGUGGAGUCUGUGAAGAUGUGUUUUCAUUGCAAGGAGACAAAGUUCCCAGACUUCUUUUAUGUGGUCAUACUGUCUGUCAUGACUGUCUUACUCGACUUCCUCUCCAUGGCAGAGCAGUUCGGUGUCCUUUUGAUCGACAAGUUACUGAACUAGGUGAUUCUGGUGUCUGGGGAUUGAAAAAAAACUUUGCUUUGUUGGAACUCCUGGAGCGAUUGCAGAAUGGAUUGGGUGGUCAGUGUGGAACAAUUGAAGAAACUAUUGGCCUAUCUGGAGAGUGCAUCAUCCGAUGUGAUGAAGAUGACACUCAUGUGGCUUCUGUGUACUGCACUGUUUGUGCUACUCACCUGUGUACAGACUGUUCCCACCUUACACAUUCUACAAAAACAUUAGCAAAACACAGACGUGUGCCCCUUGCUGAUAAGCCACAUGAAAAGACGAUGUGUUCUCAGCACCAAGUGCAUGCCAUUGAAUUUGUGUGCUUGGAAGAAGGUUGUCAGGCCAAUUCUCUUAUGUGUUGUGUUUGCAAAGAAUACGGAAAACACCAGGGUCAUAAACACAGUAUUUUGGAACCAGAAGCAAAUCAGAUCCGUGCUUCCAUUUUAGAUAUGGCUCACUGUAUAAGAACUUUCACAGAAGAAAUCUCAGAUUAUUCUCGGAAACUAGAUGGAAUUGUACAACAGAUAGAAGGAGGAGAACAGAUCUUUGAAGAUGGUAUAGGAAUGACCCAUACAGAACAUGUUCCAGGCACUGCAGAGAAUGCUCGGUCCUGUGUCAGAGCCUAUUUUUCUGACCUUCACGAGACACUUUGCCGCCAAGAAGAAAUGGCACUUAGUGUGGUGGAUGCACAUGUGCGAGAAAAAUUGAUCUGGCUUAGGCAACAACAAGAAGAUAUGACUAUCCUGUUGUCACAGGUUUCAACAGCAUGUCUUCACUGUGAAAAGACUUUACAGCAGGAUGACUGUCGAGUUGUUUUGGCUAAACAGGAAAUUACAAGGCUUUUAGAAACAUUGCAGAAACAACAACAACAAUUUACAGAACUUGCAGACCACAUUCAACUUGAUGCUAGCAUUCCAGUUACUUUUACAAAGGACAAUAGAGUACACAUUGGACCAAAAAUGGAGAUUAGAGUGGUGACCCUUGGAUUAGACGGAUCAGGCAAAACUACGAUUUUAUUUAAACUAAAACAAGAUGAGUUCAUGCAACCCAUUCCAACCAUAGGUUUUAAUGUUGAGACAGUAGAAUAUAAAAACCUGAAAUUCACUAUUUGGGAUGUAGGUGGAAAACACAAACUGAGGCCUUUAUGGAAACAUUAUUACCUCAAUACACAAGCCGUGGUCUUUGUCAUUGAUAGCAGCCAUAGAGACAGAGUCAGCGAGGCACACAGUGAACUUGCCAAACUAUUAACAGAGAAGGAACUGCGUGAUGCUUUGUUACUGAUCUUUGCCAACAAACAGGAUGUGCCAGGGGCACUUUCAGUAGAAGAAAUCACAGAAUUACUGAAUCUCCACAAACUUUGCUGUGGUCGUAGCUGGUACAUUCAAGGUUGUGAUGCCCGAAGUGGCAUGGGACUUUACGAAGGACUGGAUUGGCUUUCAAGGCAUCUGGUAGCUGCAGGUGUACUGGAUGUGGCUUAAGAGAGCUAGUAAGCAUAAAGAUCAGUUAUUUAUUUAUGUGAAUUGAUAUGGUCAGAUGUGAACUUCAUCUAAACCUGUUACUCCUUAAAAAGGUUUUGUUGGAAUGCUAGACUGAAGCACAGUGUAGGUAUACUUUGUGUAAAUUACAGUAACCAAAUAGAGUGAUAUAACGUAUUUGUGGGAAAGGUGCCUUAAUUUCUUUUAAAGAAAUUUGAACUGAGGAUCUUCAGCCUUCCCUAUUAAACAUCCUUCACUCAGGAUUUAGCGUCUAUUUAAUUUCACUUCUUUCAGUGAUGGCCUUGCUGCAUCCACUUGUUCUCUCAGAUUUGGGUGCAUGUAUAACCUUUGUUUCACAUUACCAACAUAGUUUACUACAUAUUAAAGUGAAGCAGGAAUUGAACUGCACAAAAGCUUGGUUCUGGUUAAUAGCUCUUGCUCUUAAAACAAAAUUCAAGCCCAUGUCUAUACUACUAUACUAAUAAAAUUUUUCAUUUGUGCUAUAGCCUUACUAUUGCUUUUAUUUACUUCUUUUAUUCUUAUUUUAUUCAAUUUGCAUGUUGCUUUUGUGGGAACUCUUCUCUGAUAUUAAAUUAUACAUUUUUGCAAAUACCAUUUAGGUACAAUUUCCUAUAAGCAUAGGAUUUUUUAUUUGUACCUUGGAAAAGCUGUUGUGCUAAUCAGAGACUUACUUAUUACUGUUAUUAUUCUGCAAAUGUGGCUUACAAAGUAUAUAUAAUGAUGCUGCCUCUAAAAAUGGCAUUAAUAUAACAUACAAGUUCAUGUUAAUUUUUAGAUACAUUUAGAAAUGUCUAAUGUACAAAUGUUCCAUCUAUUCAAAGUUGAUAUUUAAAGCAUUAAGUUUAAUAUCUGACAGUUUGAAAAGUUAUUCUAUAAGCUGUUUAUCAGGUGAAAUUUCUUUACAAAUAUAUUGUGUGCUUUAAUUGCACACAAUCUGUUGACUUUAUAACUUGUUGAAAUCAUAUAGCCUAUUUAAUUGGUGGUUAAUUUUUCAUGCACACAUUGCUUGUUACUGUGUGCUUUCGAUAAGUUAUGAUUAGCCUUGAAAACGCAGAAAAAAUAACAGUAGUGAAAUAGGACCUCAACUAAUGUAGUUGAGAUGAGAAGUUUAAAAACUAAUAGUGCAGGUUGUAGCAAAAAUUAAAUAUUCAGCAAACCAUUUGUUCAACUCUAGAAAGGACAG
Messenger RNA from Protobothrops mucrosquamatus (brown spotted pit viper), 3009 nucleotides. It is a transcript of the gene TRIM23, whose product is annotated as tripartite motif containing 23. Gene Ontology annotation, molecular function: GTP binding; GTPase activity; zinc ion binding. Gene Ontology annotation, cellular component: lysosomal membrane; plasma membrane; cytoplasm. Gene Ontology annotation, biological process: intracellular protein transport; vesicle-mediated transport. The transcript has 11 exons. NCBI's taxonomy places the organism in Eukaryota, Metazoa, Chordata, Lepidosauria, Squamata, Viperidae. The coding region runs from base 63 to 1808 and encodes 581 amino acids. The record is from RefSeq and is a predicted model, not a curated record.